Saccostrea echinata is the source of this 5031-nucleotide messenger RNA. RefSeq names its product serine/threonine-protein kinase mig-15-like. The record is from RefSeq and is a predicted model, not a curated record. Gene Ontology annotation, biological process: protein phosphorylation. The coding region runs from base 247 to 3399 and encodes 1050 amino acids. Gene Ontology annotation, molecular function: ATP binding; MAP kinase kinase kinase kinase activity. Lineage: Eukaryota; Metazoa; Mollusca; Bivalvia; Ostreida; Ostreidae. The transcript has 35 exons.
UUAGACUGAUAUCCCACAAUGCACUGAUCUGUCACUCGCAUGUGUAAAUAUAGCGGAACAGUUCCAAGUUUGGAAACUUUUUCUGAUGCAUGCAGCCAUUUGCAUGAUGAUCUCUCAAUUUAAAACAGAAAACAGUCUCCAAACGACGAUUAUUUAUUGUUAAAAAAUCGGUAUUGACCCGUGGUGUGGUUCUCGUGGGCGCAAAGUUGAAGAGGAAGUGAAGUUUUUCAAUGAAUCAAAUCCAAGAUGGCUUCCACUAACGUUAGUUUGGACGACAUAGACUUGUCGAGUUUGAGGGACCCAGCAGGAAUAUUUGAUCUGAUUGAAGUUGUUGGAAAUGGAACUUAUGGCCAAGUAUACAAGGGGAGGCACACAAAGACGGGACAGCUGGCAGCCAUUAAAGUGAUGAAUGUCACCGAGGAUGAAGAAGAGGAAAUUAAACUAGAAAUAAAUGUCCUCAAGAAGUUUUCUAACCACAGAAACAUUGCCACGUAUUAUGGAGCAUUUAUCAAGAAAAGUCCUCCAGGAAAAGAUGAUCAAUUAUGGCUGGUUAUGGAGUUCUGUGGAGCGGGUUCAGUGACAGAUCUGGUCAAAGCCACAAAAGGAAGCAGUUUAAAGGAAGAAUGGAUUGCGUAUAUUGGCAGAGAGAUGUUACGGGGUCUUGCACAUUUACACAGCAAUAAAGUAAUACACAGAGACAUCAAAGGACAAAACGUUUUACUGACUGACAAUGCUGAAGUCAAACUAGUUGAUUUUGGAGUCAGUGCCCAGUUAGAUAAAACCAUUGGCAGAAGGAACACCUUUAUAGGGACACCCUACUGGAUGGCCCCCGAGGUGAUUGCUUGUGAUGAGAACCCAGAUGCUACGUAUGACAACAGGAGUGACCUUUGGUCUCUAGGUAUAACAGCAAUAGAAAUGGCAGAGGGAAAACCACCGCUGUGUGAUAUGCAUCCCAUGAGGGCUCUCUUCCUCAUUCCCAGGAACGCUCCACCGAGAUUAAAAUCAAACAAAUGGUCCUCAAGAUUCUCAAAUUUUGUUGAGACUUGUUUACUGAAGGAUUACAUGCAUCGGCCAAAUACAGAAACAUUACUUAAACAUCCAUUCAUAAAGGACCAACCCACGGAGCGACAGGUCCGAAUUCAGCUAAAGGACCACAUAGACAGGCACCGCAAAAAGAGACCGGAUGACGAGGACAACAUGACGGAGUGGGUACCCAGUGAUGUGGAGGAGGAGGAGGAAACAAACAUGGCCGGUGAACCAAGCACGGCGAGACGUAGAGAUAGCAAGCCGGAUCCUAACAGACCAGUCUCCAUCCUCCAGAUCCCAGGGGAAUCCACACUGAAAAGAAACUUUCAGUUGAUUCAACAGCGUGAAGGUCACCCCCAGAACUCCCGCCCCGUACCCGUCCAGCAGCAAGGUCGACAGGGUCAAAGGCCAUCAAGUUCUAAACAGGGAUGGCCUGGUCCCUACCAACCUCCACAAGGUCCAGGGAGACAGCAGCAGAUAUCCAGACCACCACAGUCCAUAGUGGAGGAAGAAUCCGAGGACGUGAACCGAGACCCGGAGGCCGAGGACAAUAGUGAGUCCGGGUCAGAGGAUGAAAACUCAGAGCAAAGACCCUCAAGUAAAGCCCAAAAACCAGAGGACCUCGAUAAGUAUGCCAAACAGCUGAUAGACAUGUUUCCUGAGGAGGAGAAGGGCUCCUCAGAUGAGGAGGAGGAAGAAGUGGAAGAGGAGGUGACAAGGGACGGAACUCUUCUUGCCUCAGAACCGGCCAGACCUCUAAAAAGAACUGCUAUACCUACUGGAGGUUUUAACCAUGACACAUUAGAAACCCUGUCUUCCAUGGUCAUUCACACAGACAUUUCACCAUCACACUCCAACCAAAGCCCUGCCAACAAAGUCAGUGAGAACUCGCGUAACCGUGACAAUGAUGACGGAACCCUGGUCGUCCGAAGGAAUAAAUCAGAGAAUGUUCUUGGAGAUAAAGCACAGAGGCCCAAGCUUGGAAAGGCAAACUCCAACCCAGUGGGAAACCUAGGUCAUUCAAGUGUGCUUCCACAACCACGACACAGUGCAAGUAGCGGAGUACUUCCAGAUCUCCUUCCCCCACACACCCCACCCCAGUCACGUUCAGGCCUCACCCCCCAGAGGCCCCAGGACAAGACCACAUCAGAUGAGUAUCGUCAGGCGGUCAGUAAUACUUCUGAGGGUGGGGGAUUAAGACACCAGCCUAUGUCUUUCUCGGCCUUUGGAUUCGGUGCUUCUGAGGGUUCAACCUUAACCUCCCAGUCAUCUCGCCGUGGCUCACAGAUUAAUGUCAAUGUGGCGCCAUCACAACCCAUGACUGAAGCUCUGAGUGACACUCCAGAAAUCCGAAAAUACAAGAAAAAAUUCUCCUCAGACAUCUUGUGUGCUGCAUUAUGGGGGGUGAACUUACUCAUUGGCACAGAAAAUGGUUUAAUGCUAUUGGACAGAAGUGGUCAGGGAAAAGUUUAUACAUUGAUCUCACGUCGGAGGUUCCAGCAGAUGGAAGUGUUGGAGGGACAGAACAUUCUGGUCACGAUCUCCGGCAAGAAAAAUAAAAUACGAGUCUACUACCUGUCAUGGCUGAACAAUAAAAUCUUCAAAAAGGAAGCAAAUGAUAGAAGAAAUGGCUGGGUAAAUGUUGGAGAACUGGAGGGAUGUGUCCAUUUCAAAAUAGUGAAGUAUGAGAAGAUCAAGUUCCUUGUGAUAGCCCUACAGGAGAGUAUAGAGAUCUAUGCCUGGGCCCCCAAACCUUACCACAAAUUCAUGGCUUUUAAGUCUUUCACUGAUCUAGUCCACAAACCAUUGAUUGUUGACCUUACAGUAGAAGAAGGUCAAAGGUUAAAGGUUCUUUAUGGUUCCCGUAGUGGUUUCCAUGGCAUUGAUGUGGAUGAAAUGCUGGCGUAUGACCUGUACAUUCCCACACAUUUUCGCAGUCACCCCCAGUCCCCGCCCCAAUCAGGUAUUUCCUCAUUUUACGCCCACCAGACUCAAGGCCCCAUCCUGCCGCACACUAUCGUUAUUUUACCCGACACCAAUGGAAUGGAGCUCCUCUGCUGUUACGAUAAUGAGGGAGUUUAUGUGAACUCCAGCGGCAGAGUUACUAAGAAUGUCAUUGUACAAUGGGGAGAAAUGCCCACAUCUGUUGCCUACAUCAGCACUGGUCAGCUGAUGGGGUGGGGAAACAAAGCCAUCGAGAUACGAGCAGCCGAGACUGGACACCUGGAUGGAGUGUUUAUGCACAAGAAAGCUCAGAAACUCAAGUUCCUGUGUGAGAGAAAUGAUAAAGUCUUUUUUUCAUCAAUGAGGUCGGGCUCAAGCUGCCAGAUUUAUUUCAUGACUCUGAACAAACCAGGACUGGCCAACUGGUGAAACUGUUACCAUGGAGAUAUUUAAAUUUCUCAGGGUAUCGAGAAAUACACCAAUGGGAAAGGAGCUAGGGUUACCAUGGCAACAUAAAUAUGUUAUGAGUAACAGUUACACAAUUGUAAUUAUGGACUAUUAGGAAAUUUGGAAAUUGAAGAGGCUAUGUCUAGAUCUGAUAUGUGCAGCUAAUUCACUGCACGUUGUCUUUCUUUCGAAUGUGUUUUUUCGAUUUUCUUUUCGUUUCAUUCCAGAAACAAAGACAAAUUACCUUAAGUCUCUCAUGUAAAAUGUGUUUAAUAUUUUAAGAAGUAUAAUACUCAAACAAGUGCUAAAUUAUUCCUAUCUCCAACAGAUAUAUACUUACUUUUGUAAAUACCUAUAAUGAACAAUGCACAGUCUGAAUUCUUUAGCAGUAUGUAGCUUACCUGAGCCAGGGACUUAAUAUGGACUCAUCUGACCUAAGUUUAUUCUCAUCUAUUUUAAAUCUGAUAUGAUUUUUAAUACUGAAAGAUGGUUAUUUUUCUAAUCAAAUUUUUCAAAAUAUAUAGAUGGAAACCAUGAUUUUGGGUUUUCCAAUCUUUCUUCCUCAUCUACAGAGGAACUGUCUCAAGACAAUUAGAACAUAUUGAAUGUGUACCUCAAGUGACCAUAAAAAAAGUUUCAUGACAUUUAUGAAUGGUGAAAUUGUCUGUCAAUCCUAAAUGGCUGAGCUGUUUUUUUCAGCCAGUUUUCUUAAAUGUACGUUAGUUUUGUGUCCACUAGCCAUUUGAUUUAGUAUCCCAGACUAAAUUAAAAAAAAAAAAAAGGUCCCUUUAAGCAUGAGAAACAAUGGAAAGAAAACUUUUAUGUCUGGUUUUUAAGUCAAACAUUUCAUUCUAGUCAAUGAUUUUAAAAACAAAGAUGUGGUGAUUUAAAUGUCAGAUGAAUGAUUUUUACUUUUUUUUAUUUUGAAGAAUCACUACCAUUCUGUGAUACUGUGGGCUGUAUAGAAAAUGUAAAUAUUGUGUAGAAAGAAAUCAUGUUACAAGAAACAUGUAGAUUGUCUUUAAAUGUGACAAUAUUUAUUUUGUUUGUGGAAUUUUAUUUUUCAUUUGAAAAAAGUUAAUCGAAUGAAAUCCAAAGUUAUUACAUGUUAAUAGAAUAAAAUAUGUCAGAAUUAAGUAUCCCAGACAGUUUUUUUCAAAGCCUAUGAAUUUAAGAAAAUUGAAUUAUCAAUCUGUUUAAUUUAUUGAUAAGAUAUAGAUUAACACUAAAAAAAAACACAGAUAAAAAUUGCACAAUAAGUCUCAUGUGAAAUUACUUAUUUUAGGGUUUUGGAGAGAAUAUAAAAAAAAAUGUGUUCAUUUUAGCAUUUACAUUGAAAACUCAUCCCAAACAUCCAAACUUAGCAUCAAUUGUAUCUGUAAGAGGGGAAAUCUGACAUUUUGUUUUUCAUUUUUGUGUCAAUGACAGUUGCCUAGCAACUCCAUAGAUUACUACUAGUAAUUCUGUAAAUCGUGUAUGCCUUGUAUCCGUUUUGGAUUUGUGUCGGGAGUGCGAUCAGUAUUAAGUGUCUCAGUGAGAUUGUAUAUUCAUUUGUCAAGCUUAGAAACAAAAGUGCAAUUUUGAUACUGAUAAUAAAUGCAUCUGCAAUUUCAA